Messenger RNA from Erpetoichthys calabaricus (reedfish), 2198 nucleotides. It is a transcript of the gene bspry, whose product is annotated as B-box and SPRY domain containing. The transcript has 7 exons. The record is from RefSeq and is a predicted model, not a curated record. Bases 150 to 1433 code for a protein of 427 amino acids. Gene Ontology annotation, molecular function: zinc ion binding; protein binding. NCBI's taxonomy places the organism in Eukaryota, Metazoa, Chordata, Cladistia, Polypteriformes, Polypteridae.
CCGCCUGCCAACCAAGCCAAGCGCUGGGAGCGGAGCAGGAAGAGCAGCGCGGCCGCUAAAGGACAGGAAGGAAGUUUCGUCAAAGCUCCUGGGCAGGCAGGUGUGCCGCAGCGGCAGGACGCGGACAGGUGCGGCCGGCGGCACUCACGAUGGCUCAGGCGACCGAACUCGAUGUGGGUCCGCGGGAUCAGCCGAACGACAAGGACGAGAAGCGCCGAGCUGUGCUGAGCGCAGCCGAGGACCCCGACGGCGACUUCGGACUGACGGGGACAGACGACCGCCGGUGCCGCGAGCACAGCGCGCAGCUCGACUGGUUCUGCUGGACCGAAGAUCGGCUGGUGUGCUCGGAGUGCGCCAUCACCGGGGAGUGCAAGGGGCACCGAGUGACGUCCGUGGGCGAGAGAGCCUCGUCCCUCAGGAACAAGCUGGUUGACCUUUGUGAGAAGCUGCAGCUGAAGAGGAGCGCCGUGGAGAAGUUCACUGAGGUCACCCUGCCGGCCAGGAAGGUGGCCGUCCAGGCCGAUGCCAGUGCGGCUCGCGAGGUGGUGGUCCAGCGCUUCAACCUUGUGCGGGACACCUGUGAGGAGGAAGAGCAGCACCUGCUGGAGGUCAUCCACGGCGAGGAAGAGCGGGCCAAUCAGAACGGCCUGACUCAGAGGGCUCACUGGGCCGAGUCUCUGCAGCUCAUCUCCAGCAUCCGAGACCACCUGGUCAGCGCGCUCACUGAAAUGGACGACCACAACAUUGUGAUGUCCACCAAGAAGAUCUUAGAAAAGGCCGAGGCCGCAGAUCACGUGCCGGAGCCGCUGGACUCCAAGCAGCUGGACUUCGACUCAAGUUGCACCCGCAGCCCCCUGCUGUUGGGAAUGUGGGCGACAGCGGCACUCAUGUGCAGGGCAGCUCCCGCCACCCUGAUCAUCAACGAGAAGACGGUCAGUCCACUGCUGGGCAUCUCCGCCGACCUGCGCACGCUGACCUUCCUGCCCAAGAGGGAGCGCAAGCCCUGCGAGUACAGCCCUGAGCGCUUCGACGAGUGGCCCAAUGCCCCGGCCACGUCACCCUUCAGCAGCGGGGUGGUCACUUGGCUUGUGGAGGUGAAGGGCAGCUCGGCCUACAAGAUGGGGGUCACCUACAGACGACUGGCACGCAAGGGCAAAUCCAACGAGACACGCCUGGGCUACAACGUCCACUCGUGGGUUCUGUCGCACUAUGACGGUGACUACUGCUUCUCACAUGCCGGCCACCACCUGUCCCUGCACCUGCUGCGCCGUCCGUCCCGAGUCGGGGUACUGCUGGACUACGCGGCCGGGCAGCUGCUGUUCUUUGACCCCGAGUCCUGCGCCAUCCUGCACUCGCACCAUGGUCACUUUGAGGCACCGCUGUAUCCGGCCUUCGCCGUGGCGGACCGCAGCAUCACCCUGCUCUGCAGUUAGCACGGCUGACCAGUGUCCUCCACGUCCAUCGCACAAGGACACAAGGACCGCUCAAGGAGAUGGAGGCCCGGCAGGCACCAAUCAGAACGAGAAGCCCCUCGCUGAACGGCACUUCCUCUGACCUCAGGAGAACACCGGGGGCAACUGGGAAACGAGAAACCAGUGAAAGAGCCGGGAAAGAGUCGGUGAAGGACGUUGAGAGCAGAUGGACAGCGGCCGGCCCUCUCCCACUCGCUCCUUGUCCAGUUCCAGGACCAAACCACAGGUGGGGUGCAUGUUUACUUCAGGGUCCACUCAUACUGGGCAACAUUUAGGGUUGCCAAAUGAAGUGCUCAUCUUUGGGAUAUGACAGGAAAAUCCAGACUGAGAUUUGAACCCGGGACCUUGGAACUGUGAGGAAUCCAUAUUUCAAUCUUCUAAAUGAGUGCCAGUUUGUGUCCUGCAUUUGACUCUCAAAGUGGCAUCAAGUGCUAAGGGGGCUUCAGUGGGUCCAGAUCCACCAUCACUUGGGCUGUCUGGGGGUGUGCCAGUUGGCAGAGUUGGCAGUAAUGUAAAGGCCAGCCUGUGCCAAACAGCAUCCAGUAUGGCCAGCUUACCCACCAGGAGCACCAUGGACCUCUAAAGCCAAAGCAGGGGAGACGCCUGCCCUGUUGCCAGGGCGCCCAGCCUUCCACUGCCCACUUUAUACAUUUCCAUCAUUUUGAUUGUUUGAUGACAGCGCUCACUUUAAAAGGCGCUAUAUAAAAUAAAACAUAAUGGAUGUCA